Molecule: messenger RNA, 2124 nt
Organism: Caenorhabditis remanei
Lineage: Eukaryota; Metazoa; Nematoda; Chromadorea; Rhabditida; Rhabditidae
Exons: 8
Coding region: 1-2124 (707 amino acids)
Biological process (GO): proteolysis
Cellular component (GO): cytoplasm
Molecular function (GO): dipeptidyl-peptidase activity; metalloexopeptidase activity
Source: RefSeq, a predicted model, not a curated record
AUGCCCGUUGAUCGCAGCCUUUAUAUUAUCCCAAAUGAUUCUCCGGUCUGUCAACUAGACGCUGAAGAUGCUUUCAAGACGUUAUCUGAGAAAGAGAGAAAAUACGCUCACUACGUGGCAAAGGCUUCUUUCGACGGAGCUCUAGCCGUUUUUCUUCAAGUUUCUCCGGAAUCCGCACCUAUUUUCUAUGUCCUUUAUAGAUUAUUCAAAGCAGAAACUGUGGACCAGUUGAAGGAGAAAGCAAUUGCCGUCGGAUUCACUGAGGCUGAAUGGCAAGCUUUUCUUGUAUACACUGCCGCCUUUUACAACAAUUCUGGUAACUAUAAGGGAUUCGGUGACAGCAAGUUUGUGCCAGGGGUUGAACAGACGAAAAUCCGCGCAUUAAUUGAGAAAUCCGCUGUUGGAACUGAUGAGAAAGUUCUGAAGACGUGGGAAUCGGUGGAAAGUAAGAUAGGAUCAUUGCAAACAACUGAACUGCAGCUUGGAUUUGGAGAUAAGGGGGUAACAUGCUAUCAUUCUUCUAACGUCACCCAAGAAGACUCUGAAAAAAUUGACCGAUUCUUCAAGCAAAGAAAUCUUGCAUUUUGGAAUACACGGCUUUUCAAAGAAGUUGGAGCUGAUGGAAAAACGACGUUCACCAUCAAAUUGGCUUCAUCGGAAGAGGGUGUUGUCUCGGAACCUGAGGAAUUCGAAGGAGUCGUCAUUCAAAUUAUCAGAGGAGAUUAUUCAUUGUUGAUGAAAAGAACUCAUGAAUGGCUGGCUAAAGCCAUUCCAGUUGUGGCAAACAAGAAUCAAGAAGAGAUGCUCAAGAAGUAUAUCGAGCAUUUCAAGAAUGGAGAUAUCGAUUCGCACAAAGAUGGUUCUCGAUAUUGGAUCAAGGACGUCGGACCAGCUGUGGAGAGUUAUAUUGGGUUCAUUGAAAACUACAGAGAUCCGGCUGGAACACGUUCAGAGUUCGAAGGAUUCGUUGCUGCUGUCAAUAAGGAGACGUCGAAGAAAUUUCAAGCUUUGGUGUCAAAUGCUGAGGAGAUUCUAAAACAAUUGCCGUGGGGUGCAGAUUAUGAGAAAGAUACGUUCCUUAAGCCUGAUUUCACCGCUCUUGACGUAAUCGCUUUUGGUAGUAGUGGAAUUCCAGCUGGUAUCAAUAUUCCAAACUACGACGACAUUCGUCAAAACGAAGGAUUCAAGAAUGUGUCUCUCGGAAACGUUAUUUCUGCUCAGCCAAAACAAAAAAUGAACUUUUUGGAUGAACACGACGAGGAACUUAUGUUCAAAUUUCAUAAAGAUUCAUUCGAAGUUCAAGUUGGACUCCAUGAGCUUCUUGGUCAUGGUUCUGGUAAAUUGUUUCAAAAAAAUGCAGAUGGAACAUUCAAUUUUGAUAAUAACAAAGUUAAAGAUAUUAUCACCGGAGGACCGAUUGCCACUUGGUAUGAGCCAGGAGAGACAUGGUCCUCUAAAUUUGGAGUUUUGGCAUCAGCAUAUGAGGAGUGUCGCGCUGAAGCUGUCGGAUACGUGCUUUGUUGUAAUCCAGACAUUCUAAAAAUCUUUGGAUACACUGGUGAAUUAGCUCAUGACGUGAAAUAUGUCAACUGGUUGAGCGAAAUCCGUGCCGGUCUUCUUGCUCUUGAGUUCUAUCAAGCUGAUCAAAAGAAAUGGGGACAAGCCCAUUGUUAUGCUCGCUAUGUUCUCACUAAAGUAGUUUUGGAAGCUGGAAAGGGAUUCGUCAAGAUUGAGGAGACUAAAGGUGAAGAUGGAAAGCCAGAUCUUCAUUUCAAACUCGAUCGCAAUCUUAUCGACUCUGUUGGACGCCCUGCCGUUAAUGCAUUCCUUGCUAAACUUCAAGCAUACAAGUCAACCGGAGAUUUUGAAGGCGGAAAGAAACUUUUCGAGUCGUAUGGAGCAGUAGGGGAGACCGAGUUGCAGUGGCGCGAAAUCUGCAUUGCGCGGCGCAAGCCAAGACGUAUUUUUGUUCAACCAAAUACCGUUGAAAACAACGGAGAAAUCUCAUUGGUCACCUAUCCAGCAGAAGUAUCUGGAGUUAUUCAAUCGUUCGUUGAACGGUACGAUGCUAAAGCCAUUGAAGAGCUUUAUACAUGCUGGAAAAACGAUUAUAAAUGGUUCUAG